This is a messenger RNA of Paraglomus brasilianum, 378 nucleotides long. NCBI's taxonomy places the organism in Eukaryota, Fungi, Glomeromycota, Glomeromycetes, Paraglomerales, Paraglomeraceae. The record is from the annotation of a GenBank genome assembly.
AUGAAAUUCGCGAUCACUAUCUUUAUUCUUUUGGUGUCCAUUGCCGCCCUUGUUCAAACAUCUCCUGUGGAAGAAAGAGGACCUGUUCUACGAGGAGAAGGGUAUGCGAAAUUCGUAAAGGAAUACGAUCAUGCUAUGUCAACUUUGCAAACUUCUCUAAAGGCAAUGGAUAAAAGAAUGGAUAUAUUUCAUCGAAGAGUAAUCCAAUUUACUGCAAUUGUACUCGACGAUCCCAAGAAGAGGGCUAUUACAGAUACUCCUCCUGUGUAUUUUCUAAAAUUCGUAAAUACUCAUCAGAAACUUAUGAAUAACAUUACUGGUGCUAUUGAUGCUGUGGAUAGGGCUACAUCGGAUUUCAAGAAAUCUGUUCAUCAUUAG